AACAGCACCAUCUCUGGCAGGUGGUGUGUGCUUUAAAACCAUACAGUAGGCUAAUGUUUAGGACGAUAGGAAGGUAGUUAUAGGGAAAUAAACACACUUUAGGUUGUUAAUUUGUCGUCUUUUGGUUGAUAGUUUCGUGUUAUAUGCCGUUACGUUUCUUUUAAACCCACCGGAAUCGAAGUGAAUGAGAUGAACGUCGGGGUUUCCCUCUCUGAGCCAGACACUUUGUGCUUUAUGGUCAGCGGUAAAUUAGACAACUGCUCCUUCAUCAUGCAGCUUCUGAAAAAAGACGGAAAAGCCCUACAUGUUGAUUAUAUUUCGUCGCCGGUGUAAAUCCAAAAGAGAGAAAAACCUCCCGGCCACGGCUGACAAGGGACUCACAUCCUGGAGCUGCCUCACCUCAUCCGCCGGUGUUGCAUACAAUAUGUUAUGUUGAUGACAUUUUUUGGAAGUGGCCGUGCCUUUUGUUUUCAUUUCGGGAUAUGUGAUAUGCAGAUCCGUGAACGCCACGAAACGCAAAUUAACGGACGUUUUUUUCUGCUUUGAAAAUGAGGAAGCGUUUUCAUAAAGACCCAGAAAAUGGCAAGAAGGUCUCGUCGUUCGUGGGCCCGGAUUUUACUAAAAUAAGAAUGAAAGGAGCAAAUGCAACAGCAGCAUGAUUUUUUUUCCUACAGAAUGACACCAAAGGAGGUAAAACGGUGGAGGUAGAUAAGACGCAGCAUCAAUGAAGGCGAUCUGGACAAGUUUCGAGUCGCUCAUAAUGAACAGAAAUACUUUGCAGCUCGAUAGCAGAUCGUUUCUACAAUAUUAAAAUAAUUUUUCGGCUUUGGGAGAUUUUCUAAUUCACCAGUCAUCUGUUUUCGCAUUGCAUUUGUUAUCUUUUUCAUUAUAUAUAUAUAUAUAUUUUUUUUUUUUUUUUUUUUUUUAUACUUUUGAUCCGGAUCCAGCCCUGACUAUUCAAUGGAAGUAUGUUAUCAGCUGCCGGUUUUGCCUCUAGACAGGCCGGUUCCCAAGCAUGUCCUCAGCCGGAGGGGAGCCAUUAGUUUCAGCUCCAGCUCUUCUCUCUUCGGGGCUCCUGAUCCGAGACAGCUGUCACAGAGACGAGGAGCCAUUUCCUAUGACAGCUCAGACCAGACAGCACUGUACAUUCGUAUGCUAGGAGAUGUGAGAGUGAGAAGUCAGGUUGGAUUUGAACCGGAACGAAGAAGCUCCCACCCAUACCUGUACAUCGACUUCCGUACUCUUCACACACGGCUGGACUAUGGGUCCACGUCAGCGAGCUCUGCUCCUGAACGGAGGGUCCAUAGACUGCUCAGCUUCCAGAGGUACCUGCACUCAUCCCGUCUGCUGCGGGGAGUCCCCCAGCAGAUCCCCCUCCACAUCCUGGAUGAGGACUACACUGGACAGGCCAGAUGCAUGCUGGAAAAAGUGGGGAACUGGAAUUUUGACAUUUUCCUCUUCGAUAGGUUGACAAACGGAAACAGCCUGAUCACCCUGACCUUUCACCUGCUGAACCAGUAUGGCUUGGUGGAGCUCUUCCAGCUGGACAUGGUCAAACUCUGGAGGUUCCUGGUCAUGGUCCAGGAGGACUACCACAGCGACAACCCCUACCACAAUGCUAUCCACGCUGCAGAUGUCACACAGGCCAUGUACUGCUACAUGCGGGAACCCACGCUUGCCAAGUCUCUGACAUCCUGUGACAUCCUACUGGGACUUCUCGCAGCCGCCACACAUGACCUGGACCAUCCUGGAGUCAACCAGCCUUUCCUCAUCAAGACUGACCACUAUCUAGCUACACUCUAUAGGAAUACCUCAGUUCUGGAAAACCACCACUGGAAGUCAGCAGUGGGCCUGCUCAGAGAGACUGGGCUGUUCUCCCAUCUGCCUGCUGAGGACAGCCUGAACAUGGAGAGGGAGUUGGGCUCCUUAAUCCUAGCCACCGACAUCAGCAGACAGAAUGAGUACCUGUCCAGGUUUCGCAGGCACCUGGACCAGGAGAACCUGUGCUUGAGCAACGGCAGCCACCGUCACUUCAUCCUGCAGAUGGCUCUGAAGUGUGCGGACAUCUGUAACCCCUGCAGACCCUGGGAGCUGAGCAAACAGUGGAGUGAGAAAGUGACCGAAGAGUUCUUCCAACAAGGAGACAUUGAGAAGAAGCACAAACUUGAAGUCAGCCCACUUUGUGACAGAGGGAUCAACACAGUUGGUAACAUUCAAAUUGGCUUCAUGACAUACGUGGCGGAGCCGCUGUUUGCAGAGUGGGCCCGUUUUUCCGACACACGUCUGUCCCAGACCAUGCUGGGCCACAUGGGGCUGAACAAGGCCAGCUGGGGCAGCCUACAGCAGGAACAAACCUCCGUCUCCGAGGAGGCGGAGCCCAGCUCAGCCGGCACCGACACAGAAGAAGCCGCCGCCACCGCCGCUAGAAGAAACAGCAACACCGCUACAGCCGCAGGAGGAACCAGCUCCAAAGAAAUACCUCAGGGAAGCAGAGAAUCCUGACACUCCUCGUGUGCCCUUUCACCUCAACCUCCUGACCCCGGCCUCGAGGCCUCACCACACACUGGGGGCCGAGUGGGGCAUGCAAUGGCCUGCAGCCCUGCCGCUGCCGCAACCUGAUCCUAACACCUUGUUUAUGUUUUGUUGCUUUUGCCUCCCAUCUUGAUAAACCACUGAUUUUAUUUAAUUUAUUUAAUUUUUAAUUCCUCUUUUUUUUGGCAUAGAGCAAUACAUAGAUACCUCAUGUGGCUACUGCUGUAUUUUCAUUUAUUUGCUUUGUUUUAUUUAUUUGUCCACUGUAGUUUUGGCAUUACUGAAUGAACACACCACUUUUCUUUGUUGGUGAACCUUAAGGAGAAAGCAGAAGACUUUUUUUCUGGUAUUUUGAAGUGCCAUUUGAAAACAAAGAUUUGAAAAAUAAUCUAAACUGACUGAGACAACUGGAGUAUUCAGACAUGAGACCCUCCGAAGACUUUAAAGUAAUGCCGUGUUGCAUUUGUAUUGAAGAUUCUUCCUCAUGUAAAAACGACAACAACAAAAAAUGUGACAAGCCCAGUCCUUUUGCUGCCUCUACGAAGACUGUUUACGCAUCUCGUUUGUCGUUUCUUUCUGUUGAACUGAAGUGAAUCAUGUCGGCUCCACGGUUUGCUUUGGAAGCACAGAUGUGAAGAACCACUCGUUUGAACUGUCAUCCCACUGUUGAAGCCAUGAGCAGAACCUUAGUCAAACACACCAGAUGCCAUAAAUAACUCCACCUGUGCUACAAUGUGUUCUUGCACUCAACGAUGGUGUCUCCAAGAGACCUUGUAAAGGUAUUGUAGACAUUAGUCCUUUUCUGAUAUUUCCGAAUCUUCCAGUGCUGGUUGAACUCGGGGUAGCUUCCCUCCCAGACUGGAGAUCAGUUACUCACUGCACACGCAUCUCACCUGGAACUCCACUCCACGCAACUUGACUCGCUCAGGGUUUUGCCAGUCUCUUAUAAAAAGGGAGAGGAGGUGACUGCGGACGCUGCAGGGUUGUUUUUUUCCUGGCUAGGAUCUACUGAAGGAGCCUCUCCCUCUCCGCAGAAUGUCUCACAGCCACAUGCAACCUAAAAGACUGCUCGAUUGAUGCCUUAUAACUAUGCACAAACUAUGCUAAGUGACCAAACCAGCUCCUGUUCCCAUCAAGUGCAUGGUGUGCUUGUCUUUGAAUGCACUGUCCAAUCCCUUUGCCUUUUUGUUGUAAGGAACAACUCCAGCUGUACUUUUUUUUUUUGUACGGAAACAAAAUGGUCGCCUGACUUUGAACAUUCCAUUUCUUUGUGUUUGGUUUGUCUACUUUGAUUCUGUAUAGUGGCACAAAUUGUGUUUGUUUAAACAUUUUGAGAGAUAACAGGUGCUUUUCUUACUUUAGCUGAUUUGUAUUUUGCUGUAAGUGCUGUAAGACUGUUGAUAAAACUGUUUACAAUUUGUUGCGACAGCCAUUUUUGGGAAGACUUCAGUGUCGAGCCAGAUUUUGUAAAGGCUUUGCUGUAUUGACCUUUUUGAUACAUGCCUGUUGCGAUUUGAAUAAUAAAACCUGUUGUUGACAAAU
Molecule: messenger RNA, 4074 nt
Organism: Sander lucioperca (pikeperch)
Lineage: Eukaryota; Metazoa; Chordata; Actinopteri; Perciformes; Percidae
Gene: pde7a
Product: phosphodiesterase 7A
Exons: 12
Coding region: 961-2502 (513 amino acids)
Molecular function (GO): 3',5'-cyclic-AMP phosphodiesterase activity
Source: RefSeq, a predicted model, not a curated record